Messenger RNA from Chenopodium quinoa (quinoa), 771 nucleotides. RefSeq lists its product as uncharacterized. Lineage: Eukaryota; Viridiplantae; Streptophyta; Magnoliopsida; Caryophyllales; Amaranthaceae. The coding region runs from base 1 to 771 and encodes 256 amino acids. The record is from RefSeq and is a predicted model, not a curated record. The transcript has a single exon.
AUGCCGAAUUAUGCAAAAUUCCUUAAGGAAAUCUUGAGUGGUAGGAGAACAUGUUAUAUGGCGAAAACGGUUAGUUUGACCGAAAAUUAUAGUGCUAUCAUAAUGAACAAGAUGUCGCCUAAGUUGAAGGAUCCCGAAUAUUUUUCCAUCCCUUGUGCUAUUAACAAGACACAAAUUGAUAAUGCCUUGUGUGACCUAGAAGCUAGUGUUAACCUUAUGCCAUACUCGGUCUAUCAAAGACUUGAGCUAGGAGAACUUUCACCUACCAACAUUACCUUACAAUUAGCUGAUAGGUCCAUUAAAAUCCCAAAAGGUAAGGUUGAGGAUGUUCCCUUAAGGGUUGGGAAAUUUGUGAUCCCGGUAGAUUUUGUUGUGCUUGAUAUGGACAAAGAUUCCAAUAUCCCCAUCAUUCUUGGUAGACCAUUCCUUGCAACAUCGGAAGAUUUGAUUGAUAUAAAGAGUGCUAAAAUUUCUUUAAAGGUAAUGGAAGAAGAGAUUGAGUUUGAUUCAAAUGAGAGUAUGCAAUACCCUUAUUCUUCUUUAGAGGAUUGUAUGAGAAUCAAAAUUUUAGAUGAUAUUGUGAAUUCCAUGAAAGAGCACUUUCUCGCCUCUCAUGAUCCUCUUGAGUAUGUUUUGUUGAACAAAGAAGAGAUAGGUGAGCAUGGCAAAGAAACAACUUUCCUUAAAAGAGUCAUUGAUGAGUGCUUGGAAGGAAGUGAUGAACAAUUGUGCAUGAAGAUCUCAAGCCAAGAAGCUUUGCAGGCGGCUUAA